Meira miltonrushii is the source of this 1287-nucleotide messenger RNA. RefSeq lists its product as uncharacterized. The record is from RefSeq and is a predicted model, not a curated record. The coding region runs from base 1 to 1287 and encodes 428 amino acids. Lineage: Eukaryota; Fungi; Basidiomycota; Exobasidiomycetes; Exobasidiales; Brachybasidiaceae. The transcript has a single exon.
AUGGCUGCAGCCUCAACAACCAACAGAUCUCCUCCAAAUAUGGUUGUACCGCCAAUCAUAUCGACAGGAGGAAGUGAAAGAACACCUGUUGGACAAGGAAAAUCAGUCUCUAUUUCCGGCAUGACAGCUGAUGUCGGCUCAAGGAGUACUGCAGCACCAGCAGACAACCGCAGUCUUGCAAGAGAGCCGCACAGAAUCCGAAUAAAUGCACAAAACAAUGGUUUCUCUUCCGAAAGAGAGAGGAUGAUUUUAAUGCGUACCAUCUCACACCUUAGAAAAGAGGAAAUAUUGACCGAUAAACAGCAGAAAUCAACUCCUGCCACGCAAAGGCAUGUGCCAGACGAAGAGGAUGAUGACGAACAGUCUGCAAGACCAUUUCAUCAUUCUGAGCUAGCAUCACCGCCUUGUUACUCUAAUAAUAACAGAUCUGGAUUCUCACGACUUUCACUCGAUGUCAGAAGGUCAAGGGCUAUGUCAGCAAGUGAUUCAAGUCCUUACGGCGAUCCGCCUCAUAGCGGGAAUGGUACUUCAAACGAUCGAAGAUGGUUCUCAAGGAGUCAAUUUGACUUAUCAACUCCGAUUGCUGGCAAUCGUGAAGCGGGCGAUAAUUCACCUACUUCACCGCGCUUUACGCCUCAAGCAGGAACGUUGACAGAUGGCGUUUUACAGGCUAAAGCUCGGGUUGCUGCCAUGGCUUCUGCUAAAUUACGCAGAUUCAGUUUUGCCAAUUUGCCAAAGAUGAAUUCAAAAAAGUCGGGAAAUGUUUCCGUUCAAAAAGAUAUACAUCAAAGUUCAAUCGAAAAGGGCAAGCAAAGAGCAAUGCCAAUAGAGCAAAUUUCAGUAACAGAUGUUGAGCCUCAAAAUGGCGACAUACGUAUCGCAACCCACGAUGCAAAUUCAGACGUUUCAAUUUCCGCUCUAGAAUCUGCAGAAAGCGGAGUGCCUUUCGCCAGGCCCGAGGAAGAUGAAACCCGUCGUGAUAGCGAUGCGCCUUCUAGCUUCAGUUCAACUGAGCCCAGCACAAGUAGCGAAGACGGAGCAAGUAGUGUGCAAAGCAGCAUGAACCCAAGCAGACAAAAUAGUGAAACCCGCCCUUCAAUAGCUCAAAGCACUUCAGCAACAUCAGCAAAUGAACAUUCUCCACAAAUCUCUGCGUCAUCGAACGGUAGUGAUGAGAUUGCAGAAGAUGACGGUAUUCAAUGGGCAACACCAUCUGAAUCCGUGCAUAAUCAAAUCAAUCCAUUUGAUAAGAAAAAGCAAUUAACAAAGGCAGAUAACGGUGAGUAA